This is a messenger RNA of Polyodon spathula (Mississippi paddlefish), 6107 nucleotides long. RefSeq names its product SH3 and multiple ankyrin repeat domains protein 2-like. Gene Ontology annotation, molecular function: ionotropic glutamate receptor binding; synaptic receptor adaptor activity. The record is from RefSeq and is a predicted model, not a curated record. NCBI's taxonomy places the organism in Eukaryota, Metazoa, Chordata, Actinopteri, Acipenseriformes, Polyodontidae. The transcript has 24 exons. The coding region runs from base 101 to 5596 and encodes 1831 amino acids. Gene Ontology annotation, cellular component: postsynaptic density; dendritic spine; postsynaptic membrane.
CUUUUGACAGGAAGCUGAUAUGAAGUUGUUUGUGUUCAAGUAAUCUGAAGACAACGUCUAUCGUCUACAGAUUUUCUUGAUUCAGCCAGAAAAUCUGAAUAUGCCCCGAAGUCCAACGUCAAGUGAAGAUGAGAUGGCACAGAGCUUUUCCGACUCUUCAAUGGAAUCAGAAUCUGACAGCGCCAAAGAAGAAACCAUCUAUGAGACUAUAAAAGCCACCACUGAGAAGCCAGUUAACAGAAUGGAAGACAUACAGAACAACACUCUGGUCAUCCGCAUUAUCAUGCCUGAUCUACAGCAGACGAAAUGUAUGAGGUUUAACCCUGAUGCUACAGUGUGGGUUGCUAAGCAACGGAUCCUCUGCACGCUGAACCAGAGUUUAAAGGAUGUCCUGAACUACGGUCUGUUUCAACCUGCCAGCAACGGACGAGAUGGGAAGUUCUUGGAUGAGGAACGUCUCCUUAGAGAAUACCCACAACCAAUCAGCAAAGGAGUCCCAUCUUUAGAGUUCCGUUACAAGACGAGAGUCUACAAGCAAGCAAAUAUUGACGAGAAACAAUUUGCCAAACUGCACACAAAGGCCAACUUAAGAAAAUUUAUGGACCACAUACAUCAUUGCCAGAUAGAUAAAAUUAUCAAGAUGCUUGAAAGAGGACUGGACCCUAACUACCAUGACCCAGAAACUGGUGAAACUCCACUGACCUUUGCAGCUCAUCUUGACAACACGGUAGAAGUCAUAAAAGCUUUGAAAAACGGAGGAGCUCAUUUAGACUUUAGAGCUAGAGAUGGAAUGACAGCUCUGCAUAAAGCUGCUAAGUCAAAGAAUCAAGUGGCUCUUACAACACUUUUAGAAUUGGGAGCUUCCCCAGACUACAAAGACAGCCGUGGGCUUACUGCUUUGUACCACACUGCCAUGGUAGGGGGGGACCCUUAUUGCUGUGAGUUACUGCUGCACGAACACACCACUAUUAGCUGCAAGGAUGAGAAUGGAUGGCAGGAAAUCCACCAGGCAUGUCGUUAUGGGCACGAUCAACACCUGGAGCAUCUGCUGUUUUACGGGGCUGAUAUGAGUGUUCAGAACGCAUCUGGAAACACCGCUCUGCACGUCUGUGCACUUUACAAUCAGGAUAACUGUGCAAGAGUCCUUCUGUUCCGUGGAGCCAACAAGGAGAUUAAGAACUACAACAGCCAAACCCCAUUCCAGGUGGCUAUCAUAGCAGGGAAUUUUGAACUGGCUGAAUUCAUCAAGAAUCACAAAGAAACGGAUAUUGUGCCUUUCCGAGAGGCACCUUCUUACACCAAUCGGCGGAGGGGACCCCAGAACACUCUGGCAGCGCCCCGAGUCUUGCUGCGCUCCAACAGUGACAACAACCUGAACAUCAAUAACAUCCCGAACUGGUCGGCCUUGUCCUCCUCCUCCUCCUCCUCAGCAGCAGCAGCAUCUUCACACCGCAGCCUUUCACCACAAUUGCUUCAGCAGAUGCAGAACAACCCCAAUGGCACUGUAAAGACAGUCGGGAGUGGUGGCAGGGGGCCUCGCAGCCGCUCACCAUCAUUAAACCGACUGGGGGAGGAGGCCAAGAGGCAGCCCCACAGGCAGAUCAGUCCUAAUGCAAACCAGGAGGCACUGUCAGGGCUGGAUUACCAAGGACCCAAACGCAAGCUUUACAGUGCCGUGCCGGGAAGACACUUUAUAGUUGUGAAGCCAUAUCAUCCUCAAGAAGAUGGGGAGAUAUCUCUAUACAAAGGCGACAGGGUAAAAGUUCUCAGUAUUGGCGAGGGAGGGUUCUGGGAAGGUAGUGCUCGGGGGCGAAUGGGAUGGUUUCCUGCAGAAUGUGUGGAAGAAAUCCAGACAAAGCCAAAUGAAAGUAAACCAGAAACCCGAACGGACAGAUCAAAGAAGCUUUUCAGGCACUACACUGUUGGAUCCUAUGAUAGCUUUGAUGCAUCAAGUGACUGCGUUAUUGAUGAGAAGACAGUGGUCCUGCAGAAAAAGGACAAUGAGGGAUUUGGAUUUGUGCUUCGAGGGGCCAAAGCUGAUACCCCCAUUGAGGAGUUCACCCCGACUCCUGCUUUCCCUGCACUGCAGUACCUGGAGUCAGUCGAUGAGGGUGGGGUGGCCUGGCAGGCAGGGCUCAGGACCGGCGACUUCCUCAUCGAGGUUAAUAACGAAAAUGUAGUGAAAGUUGGCCACAGGCAGGUGGUCAACAUGAUUCGGCUGGGAGGGAAUCACCUGAUUAUAAAGGUGGUGACUGUAAGCAGGAAUAUGGAUCCAGAAGACACAGCUCGGAAGAAAGCACCUCCACCUCCAAAGAGGGCUCCAUCAACUGCAUUGAGCAUGCGGUCUAAGUCUAUGACCUCAGAGCUUGAGGAGCUAGUGGAUAAAGCCACCAUGAGGAAAAAGAAGGACAAGGUGGAUGAAAACAUGUCUGCCUCUAAGCCUAGCAGAACUGGAGACAAUGUGUCAGUAGACAUGAGGGUUGCCACCAUUAAACAACGUCCCUCAAGCAGGUGUUUCACGGCUGUGACCGACAUGAAUUCAAUGUAUGAUCGACAAGGAAUUGCUGUGAUGCCACCCACAGUCCCAGGAAGUCCUAGGAGCCCUUUUCUGGGAGUGCCGAGGGGCACCAUGCGGCGGCAGAAAUCAAUAGGAAUAACAGAGGAGGAAAAACAGUUCCUAACCCCACCAUUGCUGAAAUUUACCAGGAGCCUUUCCAUGCCAGACACGUCAGAGGAUAUUCCACCUCCACCAGAAACCUCCCCACCAUCCCCACCUUACAACUCCCCCAAAUCUCCGACGAGAGGCUACGGCACAAUCCGGCCUGGCUUCACCCAGAACUCUUCACCCAGAGGCCCCACUUCCAACAGAUCAGAAAAUGCUGGGACCAUGAGGAGAGACAAAGGGAUGUACUACAGACAAGAUUCUGAACAAUAUGACGCAGAGGAAACUUAUAAGCAAAAUGCUUCUUCGCAGCAGAACUUCAGAAACCGAAAGGGACAUAUGCCAGAAAACCCCUAUUCUGAAGUAGGGAAGAUGGGGAACAAGGCAAUGUAUGUGCCCGCCAAGCCAGCGAGAAGGAAGGGAAUGCUGGUUAAACAAUCUAAAGUGGAGGACAGCCCGGAAAAGACGUGUUCGAUACCGAUUCCGACUAUCAUCAUCAAAGAACCUUCCACCAGCAGCAGUGGGAAGAGCAGCCAAGGCAGCAGCAUGGAGAUCGACACCCAAAUGACAGACCAGCCGGGGCAUCUCAGGCCUGACAGCUUGAAUUUCACCAGUCCAUUUGCAGCUGCCAUAGCUGGGGCAGUGAGGGACAGGGAAAAGAGACUGGAAUCCCGUCGGAAUUCGCCAGCUUUCCUUUCCACAGAUAUGGGAGAUGAGGACAUAGAACCAACACCAACCCCAAGGCUGAGGCACUCCAAAUCCAUCGACGAAGGAAUGUUUGGCAAUGAUGAACGUUUAAAAAAUCUGAUGACGCCCGCUCUGCUGGUGCUCCCUCAAGGUAACGUUACUGCAUUCAGCACACCUGAACCUAGGGAGCCUAGUAACACAAGGACAGUAAAUACUUCUUCUAAAGCUGAGAGUUCAGAAAACAGUGCGGGAGCUAAGAAAAAUUACAAUACAAAUGGAGGUAAUUAUGUGCAUCCAGUAACAGGCAAGGUGCUGGACCCUAAUUCACCCUUGGCUCUUGCUCUGGCUGCAAGGGACCGCGCAAUGAAGGAGCAAAUGCAGCCACCCCCUGCCAAAAAUGAGCCCGGGAAGGCAGACCUUAACAAGCCACUCUUCAUCGACACCAAAAUGAGGUCAAAUAUAGAGAACACCUUCCCUGUGAUGGCCACCAUGAGCCGGCCAACCAAGAAGGGAGGUCUUCGGAGGCAAAUGACUGAAGCCAAGUACGACACAGAGCCAGCGAAAGAGGAGAAGCCAGAGGAAAAAAAGAACAUGCUGAUCAACAUUGUGGAUACCUCACAGCAGAAGUCAGCAGGGUUACUGAUGGUGCACACCGUGGAUGGAGCUAAAGCAGAGGAGAACAACCUCUCAGAAAAUGAAAAGGAGGAAGAGGCUGUGACUCCUGAUAAUGCACCAGCAGAGCUGCGAGACACUAACCAGGCGGUAACGGAAAACAAGCAGCAAGGGCUAAACCCUCAAGCCGCUGCAACUCCUGCCAAAACCAUCAUCACUAUUAGCUCAGUAGACGAGCCGGUCGUUUUGCCCUUCCGUAUCCCGCCUCCCCCUCUGGCCUCAGUGGAUAUCGAUGAGGAGUUUGUUUUCACAGAGCCCCUGCCUCCCCCGCUGGAGUUUGCCAACAGCUUCGAUAUUGCAGAGGACCAAGCAGCAGCCCUCUCAUUAGCCGAUCUGCUAAAGCAGAGGAAAAACGAGGCAUCUGGCCCGACCUUGGCACCGUACAACCCCCAUGCGGUGGCAUCGGCUAACAUGAUGGAAAACAAAAAGCCUGUUGGCCUCUCGAACUGUGUGCCUCCAACCUUUGUGCCGCCGCCCCCCGAGAAUUUUGACAACGUCACAGACUCUGGGAUCGAGGAGGUGGACAGUCGGAGCAGCAGCGACCAUCACUUGGAAACAACCAGCACUAUCUCAACGGUAUCCAGCAUCUCCACUCUGUCCUCUGAGUGCGGAGAGAACCUGGACACCUGUACUGUCUAUGCAGAUGGGCAGGCAUUUCUGGUUGACAAGCCUCCCGUUCCUCCAAAACCAAAAAUGAAGCCCAUAAUCAACAAAAGCAAUGCACUUUACAAAGAUGCCCUAAUUGAAGAAAAUGUUGACACUUUUGUGAUCUCUCCCCCAGCCCCUCCCCUACCCCCAGGAGGUGCUCAGGCAGAUUCUCUUAAAACCACACAGCAAAGGACCUCAAAGCUCUGGGGUGACCCGCCAGAGGUACAAAGCCCACCUACCCCAGACCCCAAGGCCAAUAUCAUUAGUGAACUGAACUCAGUAUUUCAGCAAAUGAACAGGGACAGGACUACCAAGCCAGGAGAUUCUUUGGAUUCUCCCACAGGGUCCAGAGCAACUAACUUUGGAGCAAGGGGUGCAGAUGGAACAGUUACUGCCUCAGGUACACAGCGGAGCACAAUGGCCACUUUCACAGUCCGUCCAGGAUCAAACCAGCCAGUGACAGCGCAGAACAGGAACCCGGAUAGCAAGACAGGAACGAGAAGAGCACCCAGCCCUGUGGUCUCGCCAACGGAGUCGAUCAAGGAAGUGAGGGCUUCCUCCCUCCCGCCCUCGGCCUCCUCACCCACACUGACAGACAUCUUUGGCACCUCUGCCCCACAGACUCCCGUGGAGAGGUUUAGCCUGGGUGCAGGUCGCAGCAGGUCCCCUUCUCCUUCGACUUUAAUCCAGCCACUUUCCAACAAGCCUUUUUCAACCAAGCCAGUCCAUCUAUGGACUAAGCACGAUGUAGCAGACUGGCUGGAAAGCCUCAAUCUGGCAGAGCAUAAGGACACCUUUAUGGACAACGAGAUUGAUGGGACCCACUUACCAAACUUACAAAAAGAAGAUUUAAUAGAUCUAGGAGUGACUAGAGUUGGGCAUCGAAUGAACAUAGAAAGAGCAUUAAAACUGCUUUCAGACAGAUAGGAAUGGGUGAUUGUUACCUUGUUACCUGCAGGACUCCAUGCUUCAAAGUUCAUCCAUCGUUCAUUUUUUAUUUCAAGUGUGUAAUUAUAUUCACAUCGGUUCAUAUUGGAGCAUAUGAAUUAUCAUAUCCUUAAGAACUGCAAUUUGAAAUAAUUGUACAGUUCAUAAAUAAGCACAAUAAUUCUAAUGAAAGUGAGUGGUUGUUACAUUGAGCAACCUUCCACCACUGCAGAGGGAAGAAAGAAAAAAAAAACCUGAAGUUCCUUUUUAGUGAUUUAAUAGAAACUUUUGCUUCGGAAUAAUAAGGACUUUUUAAUCAACCUCAUUUGGAUACACCCGAACCAGCAAAGCUGUGCUACAUUUUCUAUCUUUGUUAGAAUUUCUUCAGAAUGAGAAUAUUUCUUCAACGAAAGGGUCAUAUUUAACAAUGCAAGCUGUUCAGAAAAUUGUCUCGCUCCUCAUCUAUUUCUCUGGAAAGAAAAUCCAGCAAAAUAUAUAUGUUAAGCUCAUU